CCAAGCGCCGUUCAACAACGAGGCACACGAAUUUAAAAAAAAAAAUAUAUAUAUAUAUGAUGAAGAAAUUUCUCAUUUUGGUCGUCGCUUGCACAUUGGGCGUCGCACGAGCGGACGUGUCGCAUCUGAAUUUGCCCACCACUCCCGUGCCACAUGCACACGCGAGUCCCUAUGUGUUUAGCUAUCAGGCGGGACGCGCACCUGGUCAUGUCGAUCACCAGCAUACGGAGGUCUCCGAUGGCUCCGGGGUUAUACGCGGCGCCUUCUCCUAUGUGGAUCCCAGCCAUCAGGUGCGCACCGUGCAAUACGUAGCCGACGAGAAUGGCUUCCAUCCGCAGCUGAGUCAUAAGUUGGAAGACAGCGAAGCCGUCAAGGCAGCCAAACAACGGCACUUUGCGGACUACAAUCGUAUUGCGCAAGAGCACGCCAGUCAACACACACACGGCCAAGCGUCGCACAUUGCAGCCGCUCCCCAAGGCAGCGCUGCUGUUAUUCAUGCAACGCAAAAACACUUGAAUGCCUUUGAUCGCAUCGCUGCGGAGCAUGCAGCAAUUGGGCGACAACAGGAGGCACAACGCUUGGCGCUGGCGGCACAAUCGGACCACAGUGAGAUCGAUAAUGGACAGUAUCGUCCAUAGUUUGUACUUCUAAUGAUGUGAAUUUAAUAAAUUGUAAUUACGAGA
This is a messenger RNA of Drosophila grimshawi, 683 nucleotides long. RefSeq lists its product as uncharacterized. NCBI's taxonomy places the organism in Eukaryota, Metazoa, Arthropoda, Insecta, Diptera, Drosophilidae. Gene Ontology annotation, molecular function: structural constituent of chitin-based larval cuticle. The record is from RefSeq and is a predicted model, not a curated record. Gene Ontology annotation, cellular component: chitin-based extracellular matrix. Bases 57 to 638 code for a protein of 193 amino acids. The transcript is spliced from 3 exons.